This is a messenger RNA of Trichoplax adhaerens, 375 nucleotides long. RefSeq lists its product as uncharacterized. The coding region runs from base 1 to 375 and encodes 124 amino acids. Gene Ontology annotation, molecular function: protein heterodimerization activity. Lineage: Eukaryota; Metazoa; Placozoa; Uniplacotomia; Trichoplacea; Trichoplacidae. Gene Ontology annotation, biological process: peptidyl-glutamine methylation; rRNA (guanine-N7)-methylation; tRNA methylation. The record is from RefSeq and is a predicted model, not a curated record. The transcript is spliced from 4 exons.
AUGCGACUUCUAACACAUAAUAUGCUCACAUCGCACGUUAAAGGUGCUGAAUCAGGCUAUCCAUUGAUUCUAGAGGCUGCAGAAGUUAUUCUACGCAAUGUCGAUUUCAAUCCUGAAUUUAUCAAGAGAAUGCUUUCCAAAGUGAAUUGGGAUGUUUUAUAUCAAACUGCCAAAGCUAUCGGACAUUUGAAUGAUAUACCCGAGCAACUUCAACCAAAUGUAGAAAAUGAUGAAGAAUUCUUGCGAAAAGCACACCAUGUAUUAUUGGAAGUGGAAGUAAAGGAAGGCCACUUAAUUUGUCCAACUUCAAAAAAGAAGUUUCAAAUUAGUAAUGGUAUACCAAACAUGCUGCUGGGUGAAGAGAGUUCAAGUUAA